UCAGAAGAUUUUGGAUUUUGGGAUUUCUUUUCUCGCGAUCUCGUCCGAAAAGAAAAUGCGCGAGACACUGACAUGGCCAUUGACGACAUUGACUCUCUGUGAUUUUACAAUUACGCUCUUAACCGGGGGUAUAUAAAGCGAAGGCCACCAGGCGGCACCGCCCUGUUUUUGCCCUGCUUCAUGAAGAGAGGAGAGUUCUGAGAGAGAAGCCGAAAGGAAUUAAAUAGGAAAGAAAGAAAGAAAGAGCCCGAGCUUUUGCUUCAGCUGGGGAUCGUUUCUACCCCUGCGCUUCUUCGAUAACUAGUAUGUCGAGGAACGGCGUGGUCUCGUGGCUGAGGAGGUCGUCGGACCAGCUCGACGGCAGCGACCCGUCGCCGUGCGGCUCCGAGGAUGUCCACGUCCUCGCCGUCGACGACAGCCUCGUCGAUCGGAAGGUCAUCGAGCGCUUGCUUAAAAUCUCUUCCUGUAAAGUUACAGCAGUGGAUAGUGGGAUCAGAGCUCUUCAGUUUCUUGGUCUGGACGAGGAGAAAACAGCUGGAGAUUUUAGCGGGUUGAAGGUGGACUUGAUAAUCACAGAUUAUUGUAUGCCCGGAAUGACUGGUUACGAGCUCCUCAAGAAGAUCAAGGAAUCCUCUGCUCUGAGGGAUAUUCCGGUGGUGAUCAUGUCGUCCGAGAACGUCUUGGCACGAAUCGACAGGUGUAUGGAGGAAGGUGCGGAGGAUUUCAUCGUGAAGCCCGUGAAACUGUCGGACGUGAAGCGGUUGAGGGAUUUCAUGACGAGAGACGUCGUAGAUAGAGUGAGGAGCGACGGGGGAGGCGGGACCCACAAGAGGAAGCUGAACGAGAGCUCCGACGGGUCCUCAUCCUCGCGGUCCGUCUCUUCUUCCGCAUCGUCAUCCUCAUCCUCGCAUCCUACGCCGCCGUCUCGUUCGCCGUCGCCCUCGGUUUCUUCGUCCGAGCCGUCCGAGCCGUCCUCUCCGCCGCCGUCUCGCCGACCUCGCUCGCCAACCUCGCUGGAAUCUCCCACGAGACGGCUCAAAAUGACUAGCGGCUGUGACUAGCAUCGUCCCAAAUUGUUUUUUUUUUUUUUUGGUGGUUAAUUUUCUUAAUUUUUUUCUUUUUUUGGGUUCGGGCUGGAAUUGGCAGCUCAAGUUUUACAGUUA
Rhodamnia argentea is the source of this 1163-nucleotide messenger RNA. RefSeq names its product two-component response regulator ARR6-like. NCBI's taxonomy places the organism in Eukaryota, Viridiplantae, Streptophyta, Magnoliopsida, Myrtales, Myrtaceae. Gene Ontology annotation, biological process: cytokinin-activated signaling pathway; phosphorelay signal transduction system. Bases 306 to 1061 code for a protein of 251 amino acids. The record is from RefSeq and is a predicted model, not a curated record. The transcript is spliced from 5 exons.